This is a messenger RNA of Pararge aegeria (speckled wood butterfly), 1488 nucleotides long. RefSeq names its product predicted GPI-anchored protein 58. Bases 68 to 1282 code for a protein of 404 amino acids. The transcript has 2 exons. Lineage: Eukaryota; Metazoa; Arthropoda; Insecta; Lepidoptera; Nymphalidae. The record is from RefSeq and is a predicted model, not a curated record.
UUAUCAUUCCUAUGUAUCUUAGUAUAUAAGGCAUAAGAAAAAAUGUCUUUGGGAUUCUCUAACAAAAAUGGGGCUGCAUAACGUUGUUAUUCUGCUAGCACUUGGAAUUGUUUGGCAGAACGAAUUAGCACAAGCCCGUGUAUGCAAUGCACGAAGUACUGUGAUACAAGUGAGAUUGCCCAAACGAACAAACGUUACGAUCAAGUAUCCUUCUCAAGUGGAUCCAGUGAAGUUCGUGCCAUAUCCAUACGCCCAGUCGGGCAAUAACGGCCAAUGUUACCAGUGCCAAGGAUCAACCUGCCAAAAGUGUGGCAGCUAUAGCCCAAUCGCUCCUUCUCAAAACUUGACACCUGGUACUAGAACGAAUAUUAUAAUAGACAUAGCCAAGUCCAAUAAGCCAAGCAAACCAGACAAUAAUAGUACCAAACCAAGCAAAGACGAUGGCACAUUAAUAGUUGUGCAAGACAAAUCUACAGCAUCCAGCGCCAGUAAAGCUGCAGCUCAAGGAGAUGGAGGGACAGCCUCUGCUGCUGCGGCAUCUACUUCCACGUCUAAUAGUGCUGUUAUCGCCGCUUUAGACGACAACGGAUCUAACACUAAACCAGAUAAGCAAAAUAUCUACGUGGAAGAUGAUACCCAGUCAACUUCGAGUUCAUAUGCUACUGCUACUAGUAACAAGAACCCUACUGCUAUGACAACUCCACAAGAAACACCGUCUCAAAAACCUCAGAAGCCUAUUAAAUCACCGCAGCCUGAAAUACCUAUACUACCAACGUUGCCUGAGAUGCUUAUGCCACCACCACCACCUCAGAUGCCAACACCGCCACCACUGCCUGAGAUGCUCAUGCCAAAACCACCAGUUGAGAAGCCUAUAACACCACCACAGGAUGAAAAACCUAUGACCCCACCACCGCCGCCACCUCAGAAACCAUCGCAUCAGGUACAUCCAAAGCAAAAAUCAGAAGAACCAGCUUCACAACAGAGUCCUUCAAAUCCCAAACAACCUCUUCCAGAAGCUCCAGCCCAACCAACAACAGCAGAACCUUCAACCGCACCGGCCCAGCAACCCAGCCCAGAGGCCGUUGAGAAACCAAAGUCAGCAGAAACGGGUGAGCCAGCAGAACUCACACCUAAACAGGCACCCGAACAAUCCGCACCUAACCAACAAGCACCUGCACAAACCGCACCUAAAACACCAGAGGCCGAAACCUCGGCGCCUCAACAAUCGCCGCCUGACAACCCGGCGUCUCAACAACCGCCGACCGAAAACCCGACGUCCUAACAACCGAAACCAGCACAAACGGGCCAAGACGUAGGAAAACCCACAAUAACAGUUCAACAGCAGCCGCAGCGGCAGCAGCGACCGCGGUAGCAGAUGCGAAAAACAACUAAAUUAUUUAUUUAUCAAAAUAAAUACUAUAUUCUUAUAUUGUAAGUUAUUAAUGUCGUUCGUAACUAAUUAUUAAAUUCAUAUGCUUUUUGUGUAAA